UGCCAGGCGAGCGUUAUAAGAAGCCGCAAUCGCACAACUGUGCAACCUGCGAACGGAGAAAAAAGCAGAGAUCAUAGUCGAUCGAAAGAGGAAUAGUAAACUGCAGUAGCUAUGGCACAAAUGGACAUUAUAGACAUGAACGAGGCGCUGAUGACGGCACAGGGGCUGCGCGGAAGCACGCUGAACCGCUACUCGGACGGCGAGGCCGACGUCAGCAGUCUGCCGCGAUUUACGCGGAGAAAACUGGAGCAGAACAUGACGAUGAGCGACGCCGAGCGAACCAUCUUCAACAAACUGGGAGAAACUUCGUCUCCGAAAAACAAGCCAACCUACACCCAGCUGGGACUGCGAGGCAGGGCAGACAAGAAGGGAGUCAUGUGGAAAACGGGGCCUUGUCCCUCCUGGUACACCCCCUGGAGAAAGAGGUGUUUCGUCCUCAAGGGAAACUUCCUCUACUACUUUGACGGCGACGUUCACGACGAUCCACCGGUCCUGGGAGCCAUCUUUAUGAAAAACGCCAUCAUCGAGAAGAGUUCGCUCCAGUUUGCAACGUACGUCCUGAGCGUGUCUCCCAUCGUGAAGAGGAGGGUAAACUGGGAGGGAGACGAAGAGAGCUCCAUUUUCUACCUCAAGUUCAAAUCAGAGGAGGACAGAAUAGAAGUGAGUGUAUGUCUGGCUAAACUACGUAUACGUCGGGAUUACAUCACAUUUUGAUCAUGCAUGAACAUAGGCGUAUGUUCUUUAGCUCCCUGUAUAUACAUCUGCCAUCUUAUGAGCUUUUGUAUCAAUGUAUAGCAGCCUAGGGCCUGUAUACGAGUCACUCUACUCCAUCCCAGUAACAUAAAAGUUCCCCCCACAAUACACAACAGUACAGUAACAUAGUAGUGUAGUGAAAGUUUAGGGCGCUAUAACAAUUUCCCAGUACUAAUGUUGACCUAUCACCUUUUCCUUGUUUCUUCCGCAGUGGUUUGAUGUCUUGCACAAAGUCUCAUUUGGAGAUGCAUAAACAACUCUUUUCAUUCAUCACCUCGUCACAAAAAUAUCACUUGUUUUUUAAAUUUAUGUUUGUGCUGUCUGUCAUGUUGUCUCCCAGUUUGUGUGAAGAUUUUAAUAUCACUAUAAUUAUAUCAUUGCACCAUAGUAUAAUCUUGCUAAGUAUUAUAAAAAGAAUUGUUCACCAAUCUUCAUCUUAUGCGAUUGUGUGGUGGGUUAAAAAUAAUGCAUGCAUGCAUGCACAACAGAAAAUGAGCAUAAUGUGUGAAUGAGUAAUUAUGAGGGAA
Geodia barretti is the source of this 1280-nucleotide messenger RNA. The record is from the annotation of a GenBank genome assembly. NCBI's taxonomy places the organism in Eukaryota, Metazoa, Porifera, Demospongiae, Tetractinellida, Geodiidae.